CUCCGCGGAUCAGAUGAAUCUCUCAGUGAUGAGAGCGCGAAAUGUUAGCCAUUACACCAUACCGGAUGGGAUGGUAUUUGUUGAAGAGUCGAUUUGUUAUCGGGGGCUAAGAAAAUGGCGCAUCGGGAAUACUGGGGAACUGGCGGGGCACGGCGCGGGUGGCGAUAUGCCUGGAUGCUGAGGGAAGGGCGAUUAGCCGGAGAAGCGUGUGAAAAAAGGAAUCGGAGUUGGGGGUUGUGCCCUGGAUUAAUAUAAUGUAAUCUCGGUUUCUGGCGGCGGGUUGAGUUUGGGUGUUGUUCACAGGGGAAUUCCUGUGAACAACUUAAUCGACACGAUGGACAUACCUGACAUUAUGUUAGCACGCCGAGUUCUCAUUUAGGUUUUAGGACAAAUAACUGCAAAAAAAGAAUACCUG
Molecule: messenger RNA, 415 nt
Organism: Ilyonectria robusta
Lineage: Eukaryota; Fungi; Ascomycota; Sordariomycetes; Hypocreales; Nectriaceae
Exons: 1
Coding region: 14-181 (55 amino acids)
Source: RefSeq, a predicted model, not a curated record